AUGCAAAAGUUCAACUCGACACACACCAGUACUCUUCCUCGGGACGCUGAGCUUCAGCAGCGGUUAGCCGACAACGGGGGAGCGGGGGAGGCGAUGAAGGAAAACGGCGCUGGGAAGAAUCACAUCCUCGCAGAACCUGCAGACAGUUCUCUCUGUACCAAGAGAAAGAUGCUGGUCGGCUUGGAUGUUUUCUGUCUGUGUGUAGGUAAGAAUGAUGUUGAACCCUCUCUUUGCAUGUUAUUUCACCCUUUCACCCGUUUUAUUUGACUGAAUCUGCAAAGUAGCAGCAUGACAUGAUUGUCUGCAUUACAUUAAUUUAAUUAAUAGCCUGUCUCAGUAUUUCCAUCUUAUUUUCGAGGAAAAAUGCAGAGGUCAAUGUCAUUCACAUGAAUAUCACUAAUAGUAUGCAUGCCACAGGAUUGGCAAUUAUUGCACAUAAAUCAAUGACCGCUCACUCUCACUUGUCACGUUGUCCAAGAGAUGAUAUACGACCAUUUAAUUAAACAUUGUAUUACAUUUAUUAGCACCAGUAGUUAAGAAGAACCAACGGCAAAGUGCAACAGGUCUAGCUGUUCAACAGGUCACAAUACAAUAAUAAGUUAUUUCAAAAGCCAAUUAAGCACUUUACAAAAAUGGCAAAAAGUAGUCUGUCUGUAUUCUAAGAUAAGCACUGAAGAAAAGCUGUCAGGAGAGUUAUCCCGGGAAUUCUUGAGUUCCCAUGACAACCAUCCAUGGAGUUCUCAAGAAAAGAACAUGGGAAUAAAACAUGUUGCUACCCCCUUCCCUGCUUGUGUUCUAAUGCCAAAAUUACAUUUGUUCAUUGUUUGCCUUGCUUCACUACAGCAUUAUCCCUUGCCAAGUACCUCAACUCCUGAGUUGUUCACAGACUAGAGCUUUUGAAAUGAACCUCUGACUCCUUCUGGUCGCUAUGCCUCGAUACUUAAAACAUAAUAAUCUUAAACCCUUACCUUGUAGGCCUACCUAUGUUUGUUUUUGUUUAUGUUUGUCCUUUGUUGUGUGCAUUUCAUUUCUGAAAUCCAUGAAUUUGAAUAAAACGUUAAUCAAAUACAACCACCGACUGUUUCCUUGUUGAGAUUCAAUUGGCAUUCGCGCUGAGUUGCCAUCUUAGAGCACCAGCAAUGAGGAAACAGUCAGUGGUUGUAUUUGAUUAACAUUUUAUUAAAAAGUAUGGAUUUCAGCAAACGAAGAAAGGCAUGCAACAACAGAGGACAAACAUAGGUACAUGGUAAGGGUUUAAGAAUUUAAAAUUUUAAAGUAUCGUCAUAUAGCGAGUCUUGGAGGUUAAUUUAAGAAACUCUAGUCGAGUUGGACGAGUUGAGGUACUUGGCAACAAUAUACCUAAUGUGUGCAACAAAGUUACUCUGCCAAAUUAGGAGGCUAUUAUAUAAUUCAGUAAAGCAUUGGAGAAUGGCCCUACAUUUUGAAUGCUGAUAGGGUUAGCAGUGUUAAGCCAUAAUGUGGAACAUGAGGCAAUCUGACAAUCACGCACAAACACAGAGGGACUAUUGGGUUGCUACUUUGUGGUAGUUAUCGUUGGUUACUCAACUAACAUGAGUGAAACACAAUUGUGUGCCUAACUACACCCCUGAAAUGAAAUGGGGGAUGUCGAUCAGCCUCUCUGAUGCUGCCUAGCUGGCACCAUGUGAGGGCAGGGAAAAGUGGUUUGUUUGGGAGUCGUUAUCUUGACACAAACAGGAGUAUAAGGCGGAACCCGUCCAGGCAGACAGACAGGUCUGCCAGCGCACCGUUGGCGGUUACAAGCUGCCUGCUGCUGCCCUGACAGACACACUGACAGACAGAUUCACUCUCACCACACAGCCUGUUAUUCCUCCUUGCCUGCAGGUACGCUAUUGUCACCUCCUCUGCUAGCUAGCAUGCUUGACACUCACCUAAAUGUUUUAGAAGUGGCUGGCCCAGAGUCAGAAGAUGGGAAGGAAAUAUACUUUCUCAGUUCUUCUUAGCUCAGCCUAAUUAGAACACGUGGGCUGGUGUUGACUUUCCUUAUCCCUGACUGUUUGUUGCAUUGCAACACUGGGAUUGACUCGAUCACCGGGUUGCAUGCUUGAAAGAACAUGAGUGAGAGGGAGUGAGAGAUUUAGCAAGUGACUUUUUAAAGUCUCUCAAGACAAAGGGCAAAGGGACAUUGCCAGCGUGGUAUGCUUACCAUCAUCUGGCAUCAACAUCUUCCCCCAUUCACCUCUGGCAUCAUCAUCUUCCCCCAUUCACCACCAUCACAUAUUACAUCAGCCUUGUUCAUUUACUGGUGGUUCUUUCUUGAUGGAUGUGAUUGGUGUCACUAUCAUCAGCUGUAUUGUGAAUUAACAGUAUGCCUUGUCUCAGGGAGUUCAAACCUAAUUUUCCCUAAAUGUCAGCAGCAGAUUCCUCAGGCUGUUGACCCCUCGUUAUCUGCCCCGUCAAGGGACUCAUUCAUUACUGUCGUUCUGGAAUUCCCCCAAGGCAUCGCAUUCUAAUGGCCUUAAGUUAAGAGUGAAUCCACUUCUUUGCUCAGUGUGGUCCCCUCUGUCUCAGACAGUACUUUCCUUCUAAGUGUUUACUGCUGUAAAUUGAAGUAAACACUUUAACACGGUGGUAUGGCAUUAUGAAUGACUGUUAAUCAGAGCCUAAAGCCAGGAUCACGUCAUAACGAAGGCUUUCACUGGGGCUUUGACUUAAAUACGUUUCCCACUUAAAAAGAUGAGAGAGGCCUGUAAUUUUCAUCAUAGGUACCGUCAACUAUGACAGACAAAUUGAGAUUCUUUUUCCAGAAAAUCACAUUGUAGGAUUUUUAAUGAAUUUAUUUGCAAAAUUUUGGUGGAAAAUAAGUAUUUGGUCACCUACAAACAAACAAGAUAUCUGGCUCUCACAGACCUGUAACUUCUUCUUUAAGAGGCUCCUCUGUCCUCCACUCGUUACCUGUAUUAAUGGCACCUGUUUGAACUUGUUAUCAGUAUAAAAGACACCUGUCCACAACCUCAAACAGUCACACUCCAAACUCCACUAUGGCCAAGACCAAAGAGCUGUCAAAGGACACCAAACAAAAUUGUAGACCUGCACCAGCUGGGAAGACUGAAUCUGCAAUAGGUAAGCAGCUUGUUUUGAAGAAAUCAACUGUGGGAGCAAUUAUUAGGAAAUGGAAGACAUACAGACCACUGAUAAUCUCCCUCGAUCUGGGGCUCCACGCAAGAUCUCACCCCGUGGGGUCAAAAUGAUCACAAGAACGGUGAGCAAAAUCCCAGAACCACACGGGGGGACCUAGUGAAUGACCUGCAGAGAGCUGGGACCAAAGUAACAAGCCUACCAUCACUAACACACUACGCCGCCAGGGACUCAAAUCCUGCAGUGCCAGACGUGUCCCCCUGCUUAAGCCAGUACAUGUCCAGGCCCGUCUGAAGUUUGCUAGAGUGCAUUUGGAUGAUCCAGAAGAGGAUUGGGAGAAUGUCAUAUGGUCAGAUGAAACCAAAAUAGAACUUUUUGGUAAAAACUCAACUCGUCGUGUUUGGAGGACAAAGAAUGCUGAGUUGCAUCCAAAGAACACCAUACCUACUGUGAACAUGGGGGUGUUUUUCUGCAAAGGGACCAGGACGACUGAUCGUGUAAAGGAAAGAAUGAAUGGGGCCCCUAUAUCGUGAGAUUUUGAGUGAAAACCUCCUUCCAUCAGCAAGGACAUUGAAGAUGAAACGUGGCUGGUCUUUCAGCAUGACAAUGAUCCCAAACACACCGCCCGGGCAACGAAGGAGUGGCUUCGUAAGAAGCAUUUCAAGGUCCUGGAGUGGCCUAGCCAGUCUCCAGAUCUCAACCCCAUAGAAAAUCUUUGGAGGGAGUUGGAAGUCCGUGUUGCCCAGCGACAGCCCCAAAACAUCACUGCUCUAGAGGAGAUCUGCAUGGAGGAAUGGGCCAAAAUACCAGCAACAGUGUGUGAAAACCUUGUGAAGACUUACAGAAAACGUUUGACCUGUGUCAUUGCCAACAAAGGGUAUAUAACAAAGUAUUGAGAAACUUUUGUUAUUGACCAAAUACUUAUUUUCCACCAUAAUUUGCAAAUAAAUUCAUUAAAAAUCCUACAAUGUGAUUUUCUGGAUUUUUUUUUCUCAUUUUGUCUGUCAUAGUUGACGUGUACCUAUGAUGAAAAGUAUAGGCCUCUCUCAUCUUUUUAAGUGGGAGAACUUGCACAAUUGGUGAUUAAUACUAUAUGUGUGUCACCGUGUGUGUGUGACCAGGUAAUUCUCUCUCCCAGAUCAAAAACAAGUCAAAGUUGUUUAUGGGGGCACUCUGACACACUGGGAUGGUUGAUGUUUCACAGAGAGAGCAUUUUUGUACUGUGUCUGUAUGCCUCUCAAGCAUACAGAUGUCUCAAUCUGUGUGUGUGUGUGCAUUCCUCCGGUCCACAUUAUUGAGCUAUCUAAAGAUGAGCUCAGGUCUGAACAGAAUCCAUGCCCUGUGGCCAUGCUAUGCUAGAGACAUAGCGUCCAGCAGCAUAGGCAGGGUCAGAGGUGAGAGGUCAGUCUUUGACAUACCUGUGGGCAGGCUGAGACAAGUCUGCUUGACUGCCUCCUGCAUGGCUGCCUGUCUCUCUCUCCAGCACAGGUGGUCCUCACUCUGUCAUCACCCUUAUAAAGGACAGUUAUUUUGGCCCUUAAAGGUAAUUGGAAGGUGAUCUGAAGUCUUGAGUGGUUUGUGAAAACCAUCAAUUACAGUGACCACACAGUCCAUUCAUAUUUGCUCAGGAUAACAUUUCCUAGAUGAAAAUCAGACCCAAAUCAAUAGCAAAAUUAGAGCAUGGAUUUGAACUUCAUUGCCUCGUCUAGGCUAGGUCAAACGUUUUUGAAUAGCGCUUAAGCUUUCCCUGAGAGACAGCUUAAUUCAAGGCUUUAUUGUGAAGUAAAAGUGCCUGGACUCUGGAGUAGACAGCUCCAAAACACCGCAUGAGUGACCAGUAGACACCACAGAGACGAUUACUAGUUGUGUGUGUGGGACUGAGUGUGUGUGUGUGUGUGUGUGUAGGGGGGUAAGAAGACGUGAGGUAGCUUGCCAGAGAGGAGGGCCUGUAUCUCCCAGAGUGAUCAGAGAAAGGGUCCUUGCUAUCUGGGAUCCAUGGGACAUCCCUACCCCAUUGAAGUUUACAUUUAAAAGGGUUAGGGUUAGAUUAAGGAUGGGGGUUAAGGUUAGGGUUUAGGGUAGGGAUAGCACUAACCUCAGAGAGAGCUCAAAGGGCCACCUCUUUCCUGCUUAUCUCCGCUCUCUUUCCCGUCUCUUUCUUCUCCUUACCAUUUUGGGAUGGAAGGUGUCCCAGAAGAGGGGUGGGACACAUGUUGAGGCGCGUGCGUUUGCAGUGUGUGUUUUCUUGGGCAUACAGUAUGUUUGUGUAAGUGGGUUUGUGUUUCUGUUCAGCUGGCAGGGAAAGCUGUCGAGUGAGACGGUGAGAGGGCCAGCAUGCUGUAGCAUGCCACUGGGUCAGGAAUAUUUUAAGCAGUCCUCUCGCUCUGGGCCUGUGUGUGUAACUGUGUGUGUGAGUGAGUUUGUCUCUGUGUUUUUUGUGCAUGUUGAACAGUAUGUGCUUGUGUGCAUGUGCCUCUGUUCACAAAUUCACUGGUGCAUUUUCAUUCAGUGUUUUUAGCCCUAAUCAAAUACAUGAUGAAGUCAUUACAUGGAAACAUGGCAGUAUUCUGACGUUGACAGAUGCAGCUCCCAAUAAAAGAAACGCAAUCAAACGAUUAGCUAAAGGAAAAAGUGAUGCUGCUCUUAACCCAGUUACUGAAGGGCAUUUCCAUCUAAAAUGACUCAUGAGCACCAACAUGUGAAGCUCAUAGGAGCAUGUCAAAUUGGGUGUCAAAUCAAAACUAAGAGUCUAUAUUUUUUUUCAAAAACAUUUUCCAACUAUUUUCCAUUCCAAAAAUUUAGGAAUAAGCAAAGGCUUUGAUUUCUGGUCAAACAGAUGGAAAAGGGGUCAUAGACAACAUCUACCAGAAAGUCUUAAAAGGUAUUAUAAAUGCAUCAAAACAAAAUAUUGAAGUAAAGACCCCUGCCAACUAAUAUCAACACUUAUAUUUAGUUUUGUAGAAAUUAUUUGCCUCCUGUAAGUUUAAGAAACAUUGUCUUGUGCCUUGUAAUUCCGUUACCAAAAACCCACAUUAUCUUUAAGAUAUUUUCUAAUUUCUCUCCCUCGUGAGGAGGGAGGAUAAUGAAAGUUCACAGAAGUAAUAAGUAAAGGUAGACCUGCCAGUUAGUUAUAGUGUUUUUACUGAUAUCAAGUUUAUGAAUUAUUAAGUGAUUAAAACUCAUAAUUCUCAUAAUUCUGUUAUUGAGUUGGCUACAAUGGGAAAUCAUAGUAGUCACAAACCACAGUUGGGUCACCUGCUACUGUCCUCCCUUCCACUGGCGUACUGUAAUGUUCAGCUCAUAACUGUUUUUUUACUCUUUCUGUCUGGUGGUCAAAGCAAGACUGUGAAAACAGUCAGGACAACCCCUCCCUCUCACUGUCCCUCUCUCUCUGCCACACUCUCUUCUCUCUCUUCUCUCUCUCUCCAGUUAAUGUCACCUCUCCCGGCUGUUACUGACACCUACCCUCUUUCCAUUUACUGUAACGGGCAUCCUCACCCACUGAACACCGACCGACACCGGAUGUCCAUGGAUGUUGAAAAAUAGUAGACAUUUGGUCAGUCCGCCCUAGUCGGACCACAUCUGAACAAUUCAUAGGUCUAAAUCUAUGCUUCACAAGUUUGGACAGCACAGUAAAGCGUAGAGUACAGUAGUUACUGUACAGUAGAGUAGAGCACACUAGAGUAGAGUACAAUAUAAUGUAUUGCCGCAUUGACGUCUAUGAUUGUUUCUGAUUUGGUUUGGUCCAGAUCAACCAAAUGUGGUCUUGUUUGGGGGCGGAGCUCAUUGCAAUAAUAGCCAGUGUGUAGAAUAAUACCCAAAUAUGCAAAAUAAGGAUAUUGCAUAUUUCUACCUUAGUGUACCUAUUCAGGAUACAUCACCAUGAAGAUAAUUAUCUUUGUGUCCAUAAAUAUGCAUUUCUGUAUAGUACAGAUCAGACCCCCAUGAUGUAAUUCCGUUACUGUAAUAUCCAAAAUAUAUUUUUUCAAACUCAAGGUGGCAUGUCAUAGCUGACACCCCAUUCUUUCUGCAGACAGCUUUGAAUCUUAAUUUGGAGUAGAUAUUAGAUUUUUUUGAAAACGUGGUUGCAUAAAAACUUCUGUUACCAAACUUUGCAUCUGCACAGUUCUUCCAGUAAAUGUGUUUUUGAAAUUGUCUGUGUAAAUUGUUCAGAGCAUUCCUUGUUCGUGGAGUUGUAUGGUCUGUUAAACUUUGAAAUCAAUGGUUUUUGUUUGACAUACAUUUUAAAGUGAAACUGUAAUUACAUUACCGUGGAAUUCGGGAAUUUUUCUACCAUUGAAAUUAUUGGGCGGGCCACAAGUUUUUUUUCGGUAAGAAAAAUAUAUUUUCAGGAUGGAGAAACGCUUUCAGUGUAAACUUAAAUGACUAAAGCUGUAUGUAGAAAAGACAAUGGAGCUAUAUAUUUUUAAAUACCGUAAAACUUCAAUGAAUAGCUUAAAUCACUGAACACAACAGGUGCUUAUUAGAGAUAGGCAUCUAUUUGAGUCAGGUGUCAGCUUUUGCUAAUUUACAUUUACGUCAUUUAGCAGACGCUCUUAUCCAGAGUGACUUACAGUUAGUGAAUAUAUUUUCUUUAAUUUUAUACUGGCCCCCCAUGGGAAUCGAACCCACAACCCUGGCGUUGCAAACGCCAUGCUCUACCAACUGAGCUACAUCCCUGCCGGCCAUUCCCUCCCCUACCCUGGACGACGCUGGGCCAAUUGUGCACCGCCCAUGAGUCUCCCGGUCGCGGCCGGCUGCGACAGAGCCUGGAUUCGAACCAGGAUCUCUAGUGGCACAGUUAGCACUGCGAUGCAGUGCCUUAGACCACUGCGCCACUCAGGAGCAAUUUACAUAGUUAAUUGUUUAAUUCCAGCAUUCACUUCCAGAAUUGUAAUCAAUUUCUUCAUUUCCUGCACAAAUGUGUUAUCAUUUACACACUGUCACGUUUAUUUUGUCUUAGUAUGCCUCUCUCUCUCCCCCAAAAAUAUUUUCCUUGACAAUAAUUAUUCUCCUUUGACUGUGCAUUUUAGGCAGUUCUUACUUUUGCCACUAGAGGCAGUUUGUCUGAUUUUUCUAGGGUUCUGUAUUCUCAAAGUUGUUGACUGUUUUUGUGCUUGCCAGUUAGCUAGCAGUUCUCAGCUGUUAGCAGCCAAUGGCUAUAUACAUUUCUUAAUGGUGAUUAAAAAAAGAUGAUUGCCAUAAUUUUUCGAGUCAUUACCGAAUUAUUUAAUGUAACAAAUCAAACAUUAAACAGCUUAAACAUUCAUGGUAACCUCGUAAACAAUUCAUUUAGACUCGCAGUGUCUUGAAAUGGGCGUUCAUUUGCUGAAAUGUGUGCCGUUGCCCGGCUAUUAAAAGGGACAGGUGGCUAUUUGAGACUCAACGUUUAAUUGAAGUUUUACGGUACUAUAAUCUUUGAGAACUAACAAUCACCAAAAGAAAAGCUAGACAAUCAUGGAGAAUUGAAAAUUCCAAAAACAAUGAAUUUAUCAGUAUUCAUUUUGUUAUUAUGUUUAAGCAAAAGAACACAGCAUUAGUUAUGACAAUGCAUAGAAUUAGAUUUAAAACGGCAAACAAUUCUCUACACCGCCAAGAUGGGGGCCUCUAAAAUUGUAUCUGAAAUUCAGCCGUGGGCCGGUCGCGGUCAUUGCCACGCCCCCCUGCCACGCCCAGGAAUUGCCCUGUAUCAACCAUUUAUUUUAUGUCAGUAAGUGAUAUUUCAGUGCUCCAUUAGUACAACCCCCUCCUGGGUCGCAUUAGCCCAGAUACUGUACCCUGCAGUCGGUCCCACUCACCCCUCUCACUCUUUCUCACUCCCUCUCACACCAAGUCCAUUAGUGUUAUCUAGAGCCAGCCCUGACCUGAGAGGGGCUGGGCAGGGGGGUGGGGCAGGGUGGGGAGUGGGAGCAGUGGCUGAGGGCUAUCUCCUCUAGAGGUAAGGAUCCACAGUAGGGGUCAGAGGUCAGCCUGGGGUAUCUCCCACACCCAAAUUGCUAUAAAUUCUCCCUUUGGUGAAGGUCCUGUAAGUACUUGAUUGAGUCUUUCCAUACAAUCGGUGUUAACAGGGAAGUGUAAAGCCUAGGCCCAUUGUGUGUCGGUUUUGCGGUCUCUGGCUCUUUUUGCAAUGAUAAAUGUGUCAGUAGACAGUCCAACGUACCGGUCGGAUCGCCCCCUCCUGCCCUCACCCCCCAAUUCCCUGUCUGUCAAAACUAAUGAGUCCUCCUUCUGCCCCCUGCUCCUCCAUGUUAGCUUUCAGACAGCCCCCCUCCUGGUGCCCUCCCAGCAUGGCCCCCUAUCUACCCCAUCAUCCUAUCCUCCUGACACAUCUCACCUGCCGGAUCCCCCUUUAUCCACCUCAGCCCCUGCCCUCUUCUGUCUGUCUGGCUGUCUGAAGCUCUUCCAACCACAGACAAAACCACUAAACCAAACAGUCUGACAGCCCAGUCCUCACUGUACAUAUCUUACAUUCAUUAAACCCUCCCCAUACUAUUGCACUGCAGACAGACAGCCGCCUCUGCAGCCACCCAGCCUGAACCACACACACCCUUACCUUCACGCUACGCCACAGACCACCAAACCCCUUUACAUACAUACCACAGAGACCGCCAGGCAGGCAGGCCCCUUUAUGUUCCCCUACUCUCCCAGUCAGCCAUCCCUCACCACACAUGCCCUUAACUCCAGAGCACGGCUGCAGUGCUGCAGGAAGAAGUCAGUGGAGAGAACAGAGAGGCUAGGGGAAGCGUGUCUGGACCUGGCGACAGCUACAGUAACAGUUACACAGCCUGGAGACUGGAGACAGCACUACCAAUGGUGGGUGGGUGGGAGGGGGAUUGAGGGGGAGGGGGGUUCAGAGGGGAACAAGCACCUAUGGCUUGGAAAUUGGAAGUAGGCUAUAGCUACAGUCUCAUCUCUUCCUCCUGACUUGUUUUUCGAGUUAGCUCUGUUGUUUCGUAGGAACUAUGGACAGAUAGUGUUGCUGCCUAUGGAAAGAUAGACUGUGUAUCGAGUGAUUAUGUUAGUGAUUAUGUGUACAGUAAAUAACAUUCUGGUUGUGUGUGUAUGUGAGUCCAGCUGCAGCAGAUGCUGCUGAUAUCAGAUAGUCAGUGAGAUGCCGCAGGGCUGUUUUGGUUUCCCAGGCUUUGUCCCUCGAUGAUCAGUCUUUUUGUGUAGCCAUCAGGGCAGACAAAACAGUGAACAGUGCACCCAGUUAGAACAAUCCAGACAAUUUAGGAGAGGGGGCAGCAACGUUUCCCACCACCGUUCCCCCCUAUCCUGUACCACCUGGAUUGGCCACCAAGUAAAAGCUGGGAGAAAGGACACUGUAGUGCUCAUCCACACACACAUUCGCACAGGGCAGACACACACACACACACACACACACACACACACACACACACACACCAUACCUAUAAUUAGGAGGAUGGUGGUUUACUAAUCAUAAUCACAGCCCUGGUGCCAAUGACUUCAUUUCCUCCUGUCUGAGGUGUACCUGGCUCACCCCUGUAUAGUGUCCGUGUGUCCGUGUGUGUGUGUGUGUGUGUGUGUGUGUGUGGGUUGCACACCCAGCUACUAUUUUAAACAAAGACUCUUUGUCUUUAAAUGUUAGGUGAAACACAAAAGACGUCUGGGUCUACUCUGUGACUCUCACUGACUCAACCCAGAUAGAUAUCACACACACUAUGUUGUGGCCAGGACACAUUGUCUAAGAACAGGGAAUAAAAGUCCAGCUCUGUAUAGUAGACACAACUACCAGUUACAAUAUAGUAAGACAAACUCUCCUACGGUGCUAUUAUUAGGGAUUACAGCAGGGCUUACUAACAUUAGAAUAACAGCACCUCUCCAUGUAAUGAUUCACUACACCAGUAGCAUAUUCGUUUCUCUGCAAGAUUGACUGCUGGAUAAACAAGCAGCUUAGACCUGAGGUUGAGAACCAGAGUCCCUGGCACUGGUCCUAGAGGCCUGCCUGGCUGAAGAGAGACGGACCACCCCUGGAGGGUAGUAGGGUAGCGUUCUCCUCUCUGCCCCAGUGACUGUCCCCUCCCCUGCCCCAGCCCAUGACUGUCACCUAAAACGUUGGUUGAUGCAUUGUUGAGUAGUAGGCUAUGUUACAGUCUAGUAUUGAUAUUCAUGUGUUAAUAAUAUACUAGUACUGUUUAGUGAAGCUAUUAGUUUGGGUCUAUCUGUGUGUUGGUUCAGUGCCUGUCUAUAGGUUGUUUGGUUUGCUGUGGUUUCUCUGGCUCCAGGGUGCUUUAUUUGGUUAGCUAUGGUUGAUUGAGGUUUUUGUGGAUUGUUUGGGUUUUUGUGUGGCUUGUUUGGUUGCGUGUUAGUCGGUGUGGUGUUUUGUGGGUUGUUUGUGUGUGUGUAAGUGUGGUUUGUGUGUGUAUUCUGCUGGACGAGGCGAGGUCUUGUUUACAGAGCAGGUCCCAACAGAGCCCAGUUCUCUGACCCUCACAUUCCAGAACCACCGCUAAUCGUCUCCGUCUGUGAAACACUUCACCACAUCUCUCAAUUCUCAAUCUCUCUCUCCCUCUCUAGAGCACCCCAACCCCUUAUCCACCCCCCUCUCUCUCUCUUUCUCUGUUUGUCCAUUUUCCGUACCCCCUCUAACCAUGUUUUCUACUCUUUUGAGUUUGAUGCUGUUUUAUUGACUGGUACACAUUAUGAGCAAUAUGCCCUCAAAGCAUCCGCAUAAGUAACUGACAUAAUAACUAACAUGUAACAUCUGCCCCCCUCCUCCUCCCUCCUGCUCUCUGCUCUCUCUCUUUCUGUCUUUAUUCAUGUUCUCCAUGGCUGUUCUGUUUUUUCUCUCGGUUGUUGUUCUCUUCUCACAGUGAGCUCAUUCUGGGCUGUGGUCAUAGAAGUGUAAAUUACAACCAGAAGAGUUUCUUAAGAGUGAGGCACAUUUCCCCUCUCCUCUCAUUCCCUCUCCCUCUCUCUUCCUGUUUCUCCUCCCUCUCUCGGUCUCUCCCUUUGACUAUUUGAAAGCAUUCCCACUUUGAGAACUCCGUCCAACAGCACAUUUGGCCCGUGUGUGUGUGUUUCUCUCUCCUCUCUGGUUCUCUCUCUCCCUCCCCCUCUCUCUGCUCCGCUCUGCUCUGCUGCUGUGUCCUCUGAGGCUGCUCUUGGCCAGGUGCAGUGGUUUGCUCACAGCUGCCUGACAGGUGAAGUGAGGGGCUCUGGAGUGUCUUUUGUGUCUUGUUGUGAAACCAUUUAGAGCCCGUGUAAACCCCAGUGUAAAGACUGGACCUCUACUGGGACUGGCUGAUACCUCUCAGACCUCUGAGGUUGUAUAGGCUAGGUGCAGGCUCGGUUGACGGUGUGUGUUCUGCUGCAAAACAUAUCACAUACGUGUUCUGUGUGUUCUCCCUGGUUUCACAGUGGUGUGCAUUUGGGAAGUUUGUAUAAGAUGUGUUUUGUGGAUUGAGGUCGGUAUGUGGCAAACUGGCGGCCUCUUUUUUGUGGAAUGUGUUGUUUGAGAGUAGCAUUUUGAGGAGCUCUGUAAGCAAGGAGUGUUGUUGGGUCCCGGCCAUGUGAGCCGAGCCUGUUUAUGGACUUUAACACACAUGUGGAAAUGACAACACACACAUAUUUACAGAGCAGUCAAUACAUCAUUGACAGGGUCGCGGUCAUAAACCAUUAAGUUUGCCUACUGAGUGGUUGAUGGCUCCCAUUACUGUGAGAAAGUAUUGAAAAUGGCCAUCUAAAGGAUCCGGCGCUAACGGCUCAACCAGCCAGCCCCACACUUUUAUUAUGGCAGUAAUGGAGACACUGUCCAUUAGCAGACUGACAACCCAGAAUAACAUUGAUUAUUCUCAGAAGACCCAUUAUAACCAUAACUCUGCCCCAGAUACAGAGAGAGAGAGGGAGAGCGAUAAUUGUGGUAAAAAAGUAGCCUAUUGUGGUAGAUGGACAGAGCGUAGACACCACCAUGACAUGUGUUUUCAGAGUAAAGCUAUAAACCCUAUAAAGGGUUUCAGCCCCCUGACCUUGUCAGUGUGUGGUUGAGUCAAGAGAACCACAUCUCUCUUCUGGGUCGUUCCAUAUGAUUUCAAUCACUUUCUGACUGCAUCCCUUUUUGAUUUGAACGAAACCUUCCAUACUUGUUUGCCCAUGUUGGAAGUGGUCAGAAAGUGACUUUUUGGACCUGAAUGCCAAAACAUUCAGGAGAUAGAGGUGCUCAAAGUUGACCCAUUUUGCCUACCCCACCAUACCAUGAGACAUCCAUGUCUUCAUCACUGGAAAAGAUAAACGGUUGAGUUUGAUAUCAUUUAAAAGCUUACAAAUAGGGUUGUCAAACUGUUUUAUGAUUUAUAGAUUUGUUUUUUGUCAUCAAUUAUCUAAAAACGCGUGAACUCCAAUUUUUUUUGGGUAGCUUACACCCUAUUUUCCAUAAUCUUGUACCUGCCAUUGGUUGACACACAGCACAGUCUUAUGUUUUGGCUGAUACAUAUACUAAAAUGUGAGUAAAGUUGAGUUUUCAACUUUCAAAUGGUACCACAAAGAUUGUGGGAGGUCCACACGUUAGAGAAUGUUGACUUAUCCGUUGUUAUAAAUUAAACUGUCAAUCUUCCAUAGGAAAUCUAUUGAAAUCAUAGAACUAUAGGAUAAUAGAAUAUACAUUCCCAUUCAAGUUGACAUUCAAUGGUGGGUGGACUGGCGGCCAUCUUUCUGGUAGUAAUUGGAAGUUAAAGUUUCAAUGUCAAUGGUGUACCAGCUAAAUUGCAGGGGUCUGAAGGGAUAGGUCCAUUCUAUUAAUUAUAUUUCUAUGAUUUGAAAUGACACCCAGCCUGUAUUCAAGAGUAGGCUGUCUCAACCGAUGACGGGCACAACACAAAAUCCACAGAUGUAAAAUAGGUCUAAGCUACAACAUUUGUGGAAAGAAAGAAAAGUCUGAGUUUACCAAUUACCAAGUCAUUGGUUCAUUCUGGACCUUAACAGGUGUGAUUGGUUCAUUCUACAGGUGUGUGACAGCUAGGGUUAAGAUGAGUUUAGGCAGAGAGGAAGAGGUGAAGCGAGAGGCAUAACUGGUCCCAAAAUCUGUCUUCUCCAGCAGGUGGCGUUUUGAAAUGUCCCUUUAAAUUAAAACCCAAAAUCUAAUUUUUGUUUCAUGAAUUUUUCGAUAUAGCGAAUUAUGACUUUGUGGCUGUGGUAACUAGUGGAAACCGUUGUGCCUGUUGUUCACAUGCGUAUCUGCCCUCUCAUUGGCUAGAAUGGUCCCACCUGAUCUUGCCCCCAUCCCAACUCAUUUUUAAAGAAAUGUAUUUUCAUUGUUAGAGCGGCCACUAGAGUAUCUGGUCAAUAUAAUAGAUAAUCUGUGGUUUAGGGCAUAUCUCGCUCUUGAGUCUCUUCACUCUAUUUCCCAGCUCAGGCGUAAAUACAUACCUAGAUCGAUAAGAGGAUUAAGGUUAGAGAGAGAUUCUGUUUGAAACAGGUUUGGGACCAGCAACCCGUCAUCAUGCUGUACAGGGUGUUCACCAGGGGACAUCUCUGGGGAACUGAAUGCCAUAGUGAUGCACCGUGCUGAUUUCUACAGGGCUAACCCAAAGCAGGUGGUUCAUAUUCCAAAUGUUUUUGUGUUGUGAAUAAUCUAGGCUACCUCACGCUUUUGGAGUUUUCUCAUGACCCAGAACCACCAAGUAAACAAAAUCAGGGUUUCUAGCCAGGCCAACCCAUAUCAUCUGUGACCCACAAGGUCUAUUCAGUAAACACAUUUCUUAGACGAAUCUCCUCCUCCAGAGUAUUUAACCUGAUUAGACCACAGUAAUCAUGCCUCUAUUAGAUUCACCUGACUGACUGGAACUCUCUCUGUUGGGGGGGGGGGGUUCAGUUCAUCAAAGGAAGCUGGAAGGCCUUCAAAGACACUUAAAGGGAUAGUUAUGGAUUUUGCCAUUGAGGCCAUUUAUCUACUUCCCCAGAUUGGAAUGAACUCGUGGAUACCAUUUUUAUGUAUUUGCAUCCAGUAUUAAUGAAGUUAGAGGUAGUUUUGCAAGUUGCUAACGCUAGUUAACAACUUCCUUCAAACUGCAUGCAGAUACAUAUAAAAAUUGUAUCCACAAGUUUAUCUAUUUUCCCAGAGACAGAUGAAGGGCCACAUUGCCAAAAUCCUGGGCUACCCAUUUAAGAACCAAAGUAAGGCCUCCUGAUGCAUAUAAAACGUAUUUACCUUAAUCUCUGUCUUUGUACUGAGUCAUGGUAUUGGGUCCAACUCCAGCCAGCCACUAUCUCUCUCUUUGGGAGAGAUCUGACCUUUCUACAGUGGUCUGGAGUUAGGCCCUUGCGUGAUGUUAGAGGCUCUGUAGAGGGCUGCAGCUUGGAGUCGCACACCACGGUGUGUUUAUGUGCGUGCCGAGUGUGCAUGUCAUGCACGUGUUUGUACAAUGUGUGUGUGUGUGUGUAGCCUAAACGCGUCUGAAAUGAGGAGCAUGUGAUUCUGGCAGGAGAAGUAGAUCAGGUAGAGAUCAGGGUCAGGUGAGAUGUUUUCUCUGUCUCUCUCUCUGCUCUCUCUCUUCUUUCUCUCCCCUCUGUCUAUCUUCUCUCUCUCUGCUGUCGUCAGAGCCUCUGCUAUCUGCCUGCAACGUGUUUCCCUCUCCUCUCCCUCCCUCCCUCCCUCUGUCUUUCUGGCCCUCCCGUGCCUUCUCUUAACCAGAGGAUAUGGUGUUAUCUGUGUUUGGUCUUUCUCUCUGACAAACACAUACUUCCAGUAAUAGCAAAAGUCACAAGCAGACAUUGGCUGUAUACUACAGUAACUUUACCCUGUUUAUAAGCCAAUGACGCUACACUACUUCCUCGUUUUCAUUCAUAAAUUGUAUUGGUGCUUAUGUACAUUGAUAUGUGUGUAGGUUCUUAACUGUAUGUCUUGGGGUGAAAGGGUGGGUGGAUGGAUGGAUCGGUUUUGGUAGUAUUUAUGAUUGACUGACUGGGACUGUGAGUGAGAUAUCUGCAGAGUAUUCAUGGUUAUAUAGUUCAGGUAGACUGAAACCUUUUGAACUCUGGUAGGGUCACUGAAGGUCACACUGAAGGUCAGUGAGCCAUGUCCUACUCACCAUCUGCUACUAUUGAUAUACUGUCUCUAAUGGUGUGUGUGUGUUGUCCUCUCCUCCUGUCACGUAGUCUCUGAGAUUUCCUGGCAGCAGCAGUGUUUGCCUGGGCCCAUUCCAGUUCCAGGCUCUAUGAUGAGGGAGAGGUUAAUCAUUAGUCCCAUGCUCUCCCUGUUCUAUGGGGGAGAGGGCCAUGGUGGGACUCAUCUCUGACAACUACUUCCAGUAAGACACAAGUAGAGGAUACAUGAUGUAGGACUACAUGAUUAGCCUGUUUAUACAUGACGGGUAGAGGACUACUGUCGGUCAUAACUAAAUGUUUGGUGCUAGGUACAUUGAUGGGUAGAGGUCUUACAUGUAUGGGGUAUGGGUGACAAGGGGGGUGGAUGGAGGACUCAUGUUGGUAGGUAUCUUAUGAUUGGUGAGGGAACUGAUGGUGAGGACUAAUAUGGAGUAUUAUGGAUAUGUGGGGUAGACUGAACCUGAUUGUAAACUCUGGUAGGGUCACUGAGGUAGGACACAUGGAAGGUCAUGUGAGAGGUCCUACAAUGCGUGCUACUAUGUGAAUACUGAUCGGUAAUGGUACUGAUGGGUGUGCCAUUCUCUUUUCAAUUUUUAGUCUUGAGACCUCUAUCCAUGGCCUGCCGUUAGUUGCAUCUUAUAAUGAUGGGAGUUGAAUCAUACCCACACCCUGUCAUAUGGGUAGGGGCUACGACAGAGUGGGAGCUAGGGCAUAGGACUACAUGAUGGGGUAGAGGACUACAUGAUGGUAGAGGGGCUGUGGGGAGCAGAGAGAGGAACUAGAAGGAUCGUUUGGAAGUUCAGAAUGAGUAUAGUGGGGUAGAUUUAAUUUCAGAUCUAGCUUUGUAUUUGAUUUCAUCCGCCUGUGCUGUGUGACUGUUGCCAGUAUCAUAACGAGGUUGCACAAUCUUUACCCAGUGAACUUUCACCAGCAGCAGGGCAGGCUGCAGCGAGGUUUGUUUGCUUAAGAAAGCCAGACCUUGACCACCCUCCUUUACGCCUUCCUUGCACACUAACUUUUAAUUGGUUAGCCAACCAGGAAAUGAACUUGAUACAGUAUUAACAAACCUUCAAAUAGGAAAGUAAUGUGUUACUACAUUGAUUUAAUAAAUAUUCUGCCAAUACAGUGGUAGUUAAUGGUUAAUGUUGUACGCUCCUUGUGCGUCUCUGUGCCACACUACACUAUUUCUAUUCCCUUAUUAUUGGACACAAUAGACUACUCUGUUCCCUUUCUAUUGGAAGUAUCUGCAGUCACGGUGUAGCCUAUACUGUAGCCUGGCUAUUAGUUUACUGUAAAACCCUUUGGCUUUCACCACAUUGUCAUUUUCUGUGUAAUAAACUCUCUCGGUCUCCUCUGUUCUCCUCUCCUCCUGAAAAAUCCUUCAUUCUGCACGGUUCUCUCUCUCUGUUUCUGUCUCUCUCAUCUCCCCUUCCUCCAGCCUCUCUGGUGGAACUCCAGUAUGUAAGGAAUGCCUGAUCCUUUGGGAGAUCUUGAAUCCAGUCAGUGGAUGACUGACAACCAGGCCUAUAUCCUGUCUCCUAAACCCUUCUCAUAUAGAACAGGAUCAGGGACCAAGGAUCAAUGACACCUCUUUGUCUUGGCUCACUGUGUGAUGCGUUAUGAACUUACUAUUUUCUCAUACACACGUGUGCUUGCCCCACCCACCCACAUACACCUUAACCUUCUCUCCAUAUCUUUACCUCUUUCUAUUGUCUAUCUCUUCAUCUCCCUCUUAACUGUGUCUAAACCCUCCUCUCUCCCUGUCUCUCCAGCCUCCAUCCCGUUCUUUGCAUGUGAGCUGAAGGCUGUGACUCCAUACCGGAGGGGUUUCUUCUGUGGGGACCAGAGCAUCACCUACCCCUACCUGGAGAGAGAGGCCAUCCCUGACACGCUGCUCAUCGCUGGGGGCAUCAUCAUCACUGGCCUCACGGUGAGAUUCACACACAACACAACACAGCACAACACACACUGUAGGAUCUUACUGAGUAUAUACACAUUACAUACUAUCACCACUUACACACUCACUGGAAGUACAGUGAGGGGAAAAAAGUAUUUGAUCCCCAGCUGAUUUUGUACGUUUGCCCACUGACAAAGAAAUGCUCAGUCUAUAAUUUUAAUGGUAGGUUUAUUUGAACAGUGAGAGAUAGAAUAACAACAAAAAAAUCCAGAAAAACGCAUGUCAAAAAUUUUCGCAAAUGGAAGAAACACAAAAGACCUGUCAAUCUCCCUCGGCCUGGGGCUCCAUGCAAGAUCUCACCUUGUGGAGUUGCAAUGAUCAUGAGAACGGUGAGGAAUCAGCCCAGAACUACAUGGGAGGAUCAUGUCAAUGAUCUCAAGGCAGCUAGGACCAUAGUCACCAAGAAAACAAUUGGUAACAUACCAAGCCGUGAAGGACUGAAAUCCUGCAGUGCCUGCAAGGUCCCCCUGCUCAAGAAAGCGCAUAUACAUGCCCGUCUGAAGUUUGCCAAUGAACAUCUGAAUGAUUCAGAGGAGAACUGGGUGAAAGUGUUGUGGUCAUAUGAGACCAAAAUGGAGCUCUUCGGCAUCAACUCAACUCGCCGUGUUUGGAGGAGGAGGAAUGCUGCCUAUGACCCCAAGAACACCAUCCCCACCGUCAAACAUGGAGGUGGAAACAUUAUGCUUUGGAGGUGUUUUUCUGCUAAGGGGACAGGACAACUUCACCGCAUCAAAGGGACGAUGGACGGGGCCAUGUACCGUGAAAUCUUGGGUGAGAACCUCCUUCACUCAGCCAGGGCAUUGAAAAUGGGUCGUGGAUGGGUAUUCCAGCAUGACAAUGACCCAAAACACAUGGCCAAGGCAACAAAGGAGUGGCUCAAGAAGAAGCACAUUAAGGUCCUGGAGUGGCCUAGCCAGUCUCCAGACCUUAAUCCCAUAGAAAAUCUGUGGAGGGAGCUGAAGGUUCGAGUUGCCAAACGUCAGCCUCGAAACCUUAAUGACUUGGAGAAGAUCUGCAAAGAGGAGUGGGACAAAAUCCCUCCUGAGAUGUGUGCAAACCUGGUGGCCAACUACAAGAAACGUCUGACCUCUGUGAUUGCCAACAAGGGUUUUGCCACCAAGUACUAAGUCAUGUUUUGCAGAGGGGUCAAAUACUUAUUUCCCUCAUUAAAAUGCAAAUCAAUUUAUAAAAUUUUUGAAAUGCGUUUUUCUGGAUUUUGUUGUUCGUUAUUAUGUCUCUCAUUGUUCAAAUAAACCUACCAUUAAAAUUAUAGACUGAUCAUGUCUUUGUCAGUGGGCAAACGUACAAAAUCAGCAGGGGAUCAAAUACUUUUUUUCCCUCACUGUAGAUGUAUUUAUAAGCCAUUCAAUAUUUAGCCUUUAUUUAGUCAGGUCAUUGAGAACACAUUCUCUUUUACAAUAUGCUGAGAAAGUGUGGCGUCAUUUCUCUAGCGGUGUCUACCUCAGCAUAUUGACUAAGAGGACUGCUUCUAACUCUUGCACCUCCUUUUCUUCCCUGGCCAGAUUGCGCUGGGCGAGUGUCACCGGGUUCGAUUCCGUGAGGUGCACUCGCGGGCGUUCGUGCGCAACCUCUACGUGUCCUGCCUCUACAAGGAGCUGGGCAGCUUCCUGUUCGGCUGCUGUGUGGGCCAAUCACUGACCAACAUGGCCAAGCUGAGCGUGGGGCGCCUGCGACCUAACUUCCUGUCGGUGUGCAACGUGACAUACGCCUCGCUCAACUGCGUCCCCGGCUCCUACAUGGCCCAGGUCACCUGCAGGCAGCCCAAAGACAAGAUGGUGGAGGAGGCCAGGUCAGUCCCGAGAGAGACGCCUUCCCUAUUCACACUAUAGGGCCAAGCCGAGCCAAACCUGGCCAAACUGCUCUGGCCUGGUUAUGUAUCCACCAUAGUUGCUGGAACCGUGGAGUAAAGGACAAUGGGAAAAUAAAAUAUCAGAACUAGCACUGUACAGUUGUGGUUGGUCCUGUAAUGUGAAUCAAGCUUCAGUGCAUCAGAGUUGGGCUCAAUGUUGGGCUGAAUUUUUCCAUUGUUAUGCAAUCCUGAAAAGUCAUGAACUGACUGGAAUUUAGAAUGGAAUAGACCCAAACGCCGAAAGCCUAGUCAAAGUGAAAGUUUGUCUUUGUUAGAAACUGUUGGAAUGAUUUAUUGCCAUAGAUUGAGAUGGAGCAAUAUUGACACUAGAUCACUGGGUUAAUGAUUAACAUCCCUGUUAUCCCUUUAUGUUUCAGGAAGUCCUUUUUCUCUGGCCAUUCCUCUUUUGCCAUGUACACCAUGCUCUACCUGGCGGUAAGUGUCACUGGCGAUUGGAGAGACACACGUGCCUGUGGCGACAUAGAACAGCACACCUGCCAAGUAACAUUUAUACACCUGAAGUCACCUGCUUUAGCUGGGAUUACUGCAUAUUUGUUGAAGGAAUGAAAUAAUGAUUUAUGACAGUUUUUCACUUUCACUGCAGUUAUGAAAGAAAAUAUUGGACACUUUGUCCCUGUAGAGACAGAGUGCACACUCACUCACACACGCACGCACAAAAACCUCAGACAUUCAAGCACACUCACAUACACACAUUGUACAUGCAAACUCUGAAAGAAGAGGCCUCUGAGAAAAGCAACUUUUCAAAAGGCAUCCUGCCUCAAAUGAAAAGAGAGGGAGAAAGAGUGAGGAAAGGUUUUCCACAGGGAACAUGAAUAGAUGGAGAGCAGACAGAGCACUCCUUGUUUUGGGUCGGGGGAGGGGGGGGGGGGGGGGGGGGCUGCUGAGAGAUCGACAGGCUUCUUUCAACAAGAGAACCCCACUUCUCUCUCUCUCCUCUCUCUACUGGACCAUUGGUGAGGAACACAUUGUGGGGGGAGAAAUGACAGAGGAAGACAAAAGCCCAUCAUGGCUCAAGCAUUUGUUCCCGUAAUGUAUUCAUUCACAUUCUAAAUGGUAUUCCUCCUCUUCAUUAAGUCUCCAAUGGUCCGGAAUAUGACUGGAAUAAUCGCAAAACUAUUUACGGGAAAUAUAUAUGAACAUUUCAAUCUGAGAAAAGGAGAGAAAUCACCAUUCAAAAACAUUGUUAAUAGAUUUAUUGGGUCCUCCACUCACCUCCUAAUCACCCACUUAUCAGAAAGGGACAGAGAGAAAGAGAGAGUGAGGCAUUGAGAGCAGUUGAGUGGCCUGAGAAAAACGGGGGGCCUCGUUCUUCGUUCUCUCCUCCCUCCCUCCAUCCUCCCGCCAUCCCAUCUGUGGCGUAUAGCUAGUGUUACUACUGCAGACUGACUGUAUCCUUUAGAGUGCAUGGGACCUGCAGUGACAUGCAGCCAGGGCCCUGGCUUCCAGUCAGUGAGCCAACCCCCCCUAACCAGCUCCCCUCCCCCUCCAGAGGAAUGUGUUCCACAUGUUCCAGUGACAGGCCCAGGCAGCAGUCACCUCAUAAACAGCACCAUGCAUCUCCGCAGUUAACCCCUGACCCCCCCAGUCAGUCUCUGUCUGGUCCCUGACUGACACUCCUCCUCUACUGUAGUAAUGAUGGGGCCUGGAGGGCGAGAUGAGAUGGAAGAGAGGUUUAUUAGGGUGCUGAGCCCAGUGUGGAUGGAGUAAUGCCAGGUCCUCUUCCUUACCCUCUGGACGUCUGUGUGUGAACUGUGUUUAAUGUACCAUGUGACCAGAUCACUGUCUAAAGAACGAACUACAUUGCAGUUCAUACACACACCACAGACGCAUGCAAACAUGUAUGAAAGUGCCUACGCACACACACACACACACACACACACACACACACACACACACACACACACACUCUUCUCAUAUUUGAAGGCUCUGAACAUGUGACCCUGCUCUCCUUCUCCAGUUCUACCUGCAGGCGAGGUUGUCAUGGCGAGGGGCUCGUCUGCUGCGCCCGCUGCUGCAGUUCCUGCUGGUGAUGAUAGCCGUGUACACCGGGCUGAGCCGCAUCUCCGACUACCGCCACCAUCCCACCGACGUGAUCACCGGCUUCAUCCAGGGAGGCCUCACCGCCUACUGGGUGGUAAGUGUCUGUCUCUCCCCUCCCUCUGGCUGUAUGGAGCUGUGGGACUGCGAACAAAUGUGUCCAUGUAUGAUCUCCUAUGUAAGUCAGGCUUACAGGAUGAAAUAAUGUCAACAAUGCCUGCCUAAACAAUGACAGGGGCAUCACAUGUCCUAUCUAUCUGCCUAUACAAUCUGUAUUUGGUGGGACCUUAUCUGGCUCAGGCUGAGCAGUAUAACCAGUCUCUCUGGUGGUUGGGAUAUCUGUCUUGUGUUUGACGGAUUCUCUUGGUUGUCUUUGUGUGUUUGACGGACGGUGUUCAAUCUCUAUGUAUCUGUUUGACGGACAGUGUUCCAUCUCUAUGUAUCUGUGUUUGACGGACAGUGUUCCAUCUCUAUGUAUCUGUGUUUGACGGAAAGUAUUUUAUCUGUGUCUCUCUCCAGGCCUUCUAUAUUUCCUCCAUGUUUAAGAACAACCGUCCAGACCUGUCUCCCACCAGCAUGUCCCUGGAGAGUCCCCUGUCCAGCCAACAGACCGUCUGCUAG
This is a messenger RNA of Coregonus sp. 'balchen', 22685 nucleotides long. The record is from the annotation of a GenBank genome assembly. Lineage: Eukaryota; Metazoa; Chordata; Actinopteri; Salmoniformes; Salmonidae.